AUGUCUUCGAAGGGAGACGCGUCAAGUGACUUGCGAGCAUUGCAAAACUCCUUCCAGAGCAUGAAGAUGGAUUCUGGAAAGAGCGAGGAUGGCUCCAAGAAGACAUCAUUCACCUACAACGCGGAGCGGGUCCUUGGGAGCGGCUCCUUCGGGGUUGUCUACCAGGCCCAGGUCGUGGAGACGGGUGAAUCUGUGGCCAUCAAGAAGGUCUUCCAGGACAAGCGUUACAAGAACAGAGAGUUGCAGAUCAUGAAGGAAUUGCGCCAUCCCAACGUUGUGGAGUUGAAGCAUGCCUUCUACACCUCAGGGGAAAAGCCCGGGGAGACGUACCUGAAUGUUGUGAUGGAGUACUGCUCUGACACGAUCUACCGCGUCAUGAAGCACUACAGCAAGAUGAAGCAACCAGUGCCGCACAUUUUCGUCCAGCUGUACUCGUACCAGGUGAAGAGAGAAAGAGAGAGGGAGAUAGAGGGAGAGAGGGAGAGUGGCUUCCUGGAAACGCACAGAUGGGCCGUGCUUGUGCCUACAUCCACGCUGUGGGGUCAGGAUUUGUCAUCGAGACAUCAAGCCUCAAAACCUCCUGGUGGAAGGGCAUACGCACGCUUUGAAGCCAUGGACUUAGGCUUUCUAUGA
Molecule: messenger RNA, 633 nt
Organism: Cladocopium goreaui
Lineage: Eukaryota; Dinophyceae; Suessiales; Symbiodiniaceae
Source: the annotation of a GenBank genome assembly